UCAACACCCCCUCUGUUUUAUUCUUGAAGCGAACUCUGCUUCACAACACGCGCCGAAUGCUACUGGCGGAUCAGAAAUUUGUUGAAGAAGAUGGUGGCAGCGAGGGCGGCGAUGUCUGCGCUUGACAGAUAAAAGAGCUGUUUUCUGCAACAGCAGCCGCAACUCGCCGCAGUUCUGCCAGGGCAGAGUAAACCAGACACGAGCUGGCAACAGGGAGGGAACCCCCGGGGAUAAAAAAGGAAGAGGACGCAACGCAGUAGGACACUUUUGAUGUUGUAACCAGGCACAUGUGGGAUAUAAACGAAAAAAACCCGGACCUGUCCAAAAUUAAGGAAUUCGUACAAACUGCGGAAUCGCGCCCUCGUGCACACAGUUUAAUUAAAUUAAAACGGCAAGACCGGGGAGACCCGUUUUCAAGGGAUUUCGAAUCCACUGGGAGCGGAGGGGAGGGAAGACGAGCAAAUUAUCUCACACUUGGGGCUCCACGAGUUUGCUGUCUAACGAAGGGAAUUGUGGCCUGACGAACUUUAAAUGCGAGUGCGGAGCCAUAAUGGAUUUACCUCCAUUCUAUUCGCACUUGUUUCCUGAAUAUCUCAUGUCACGGAUGGUUGAUUUUUUAAAAAAGUUUCUGGUCGUUACCACGCCUUCAUAUGAGGAUUAAAACGGACUGAAAGGUUUUAAUGGACGUUUCGAUAGUUUGCUUGUUGGCUGGUUUACAUGGACCGAUUGGUCUAAUAAUCUUUAAGGCAAUAUUGAUUUAACCAGCUGGGUGGCCUUUCAGUCUUAAGUAAAUAUUGAAAAGUGUGAUCCCAGCUUGGUGCAUGUGUUAGCAAUCUGGAAACGGGACUGCAGUGUUUUAAUUUUUUUUUUGUUCGCUGCUCCAGCGACAUGUUUUUAAUGUAUAUCAUAUUUCUCCAUGUUACGGACUCCACAAGCCCUUAGGAACCCAAUGAUAUCACCGACCGAGAUCCGGACUAUGAGCUCAGGAAAGGACGGGGCUCGUUACGGGGAAUAGGCCCGCUUGUUGAAUUGGGCAACGGUGUGGGUUAUCGGUCUUCUAGCUGAGUGCGUUAAAAACAGUAGCCUACUGCGUUUUUGACCCGUUCGGGAGUGUUCUGCAGUCUGUUUUAGAAGUAAGGGCAUACAUUAAAGAUAAGAUGUCUUUUUUCAACUCAGGACCCAACUAAUGCUUGGAAAGAAGAAACAUUUUUUCAAGGCUGUGGAAAGUGGGAGAGUUGUUUUUCCGAUUGUGUGAGCUGUUAUGACACAAUGUAGUCCAUUAGUAUAUCGCAAUUUAGCUGGCUACAAUAGGAUUUUUUGCGUUGCAAAAAUAAUCCUGAAAUGACAGUCCUGACGAAAGCAGUCUGAAAUACACUCAAACACACACGCGCGCGCGCACACACAGGAGUUGUUAAGUAGCUGAGCGUUGAUCGGGAAGUCUGGGAUCGGGGAAAUAUGAGACGCCGAUGCACUUUGUCUUCGGAUUUUGAUGUCAAAGUUUGUAAAGGAAACCUCUGUCAGCAUCGCGAAGGUAGGGGGCUAAGUUGGAAGGAGUGGACUGGCCGCGCUGCCACCCGGUGGCGGCGUCAAAACAGAGCUCCGUAGCUCCGUACAGAGCCGUGGGCCGAGGUGACAAGAGAGUCAUUAAUAAUAUUUUGUUUCGACAAAUCAUUUCAGAAAAUGUUGUUUAAAUAUUUUAAGCUAAAAAUAAAUACACAGUCGGGGAAUGUUUCGUUUACGGGAAGGAGUGACGGGGUUGGACCUCAUUCCAGGGAACUUGAAGGCUCAAGUGCUUCGGAACAGUGGAAUAUAUAAAGAGAGAUGGACUGACGUAAUUAUGAGAUCGGAUAACGAACUACUCGAAUUUUUGGAACUUCAAUAAUGACUGUACCGUUUGCGAUGAAGUUCUUUUUUUCUUAAGCUCGUUUUUUUGUUUGCCCACACGUGUUUGUUCAUUCGCCCAGGUUUUCCAUUCGUGGAAUAAAAGUACACCGAGUUCAAGUCACUUUUUGUGAUCGCCGGCCAGUAGCUGUCAUAGCUAACCAGCCUUCGGGCGUCAACAUUAUUUUCUGUGGCACGUUAGCAUGGCUUCGCAGUCGCCGCAACACGAGCAGCUUCUGCAGCACGGCACAGAGGUCAGCUGCGACUCCAGCGGGGACGGCGCCGUGUCCGUGCGGAUUAAUAAUAGCCACAAGCCGCUCAAACACCUGCAGCCGCAGCCUCAGCCGCAUGGAUCAGAGGCUCCCGGCUGCGGUGGCCGCGCGAAGCCCUGCAAGUACAGCAUUUCCUCUAGCUGCAGCUCGGCGGAGUCGGGUUUGCCGAGGACGGCGGCAGCGGGUUUGUGCGGCCGGAGGAGGGUGCCCCAGCUAUUCGAGAGGUCGGCCGGGCUGUGGUGGAACCCGCGCUUCGACUCGUCCAUCCUGGAAAAGGAGUGCCGCGAGCGGUUCUUCCCCCAGACCCGCCGGCGCUUCCGCUACGUGCUCUUCUACCUGGCCACCGCCGCUGUCCUUUGGGGCGUGUACUUCGCCGUCAACGGAGCCAGGUGCGACCCCGUCACCUUCCUGGUUCCCACCGCCGCCUUCCUCCUGGCCUGCCUCCUCCUCUUCCUCUUCACCUUCACGCGGCUGUAUGGCCGUUUCUACACCCAGGCCUCGCUGCUGCUCAUCGUGGUGACCUUUGCCAUCACACUGGCACCCCAGGCACAGAAGCCCGUGCUCCCGCACCCCAAACUGGACCUCAACGUCUCGCCGGAGGGCGCCUUCGAUUGGGUGCCCUGUAUUUCCCCAGUGGGCACCUUCUCCCUGUGCAUGGAGGUGCUUCUGCUGCUGUACAGCGUGCUGCACGUGCGUCUGUACGCCGCUGUGCUGCUGGGUGUGCUUUACUCCCUGCUCUUCGAGGUGCUGGGCUGGCUGUUCCUCCCCCUGGCCAGCAGGGGGAGCAGUAGCAGCGAACGCCCAGAGGACCUGGCCUGGCUGCUUCCUGCCAAGGCCCUGCUGCACCUGUGCGCCCACGCCAUCGGCGUGCAGCUGUUUGUCAUGUCGGAGGCGCGUUCCCGCACCACCUUCCUGAAGGUGGGCCAGGCCAUCAUGCACGGGAAGGACCUGGAGGUGGAGAAGGCGCUGAAGGAGCGCAUGAUCCACUCCGUCAUGCCGCGCCGCGUGGCUGAUGAGCUCAUGAAGCAGGGCGACGAGGAGGGCGAGGCCUCCGGGAAGCGCUACUCCUCCAGCUCGACUCGCGGCGGUGCGUCCUCCGCCUCCGGAGCAGGCGGGGCUGGCGCCUCUGCCUCCUCCAGCCCCAAGGGCCACAAGAGGAAGAAGACCUCCAUCCCCCGGGCGCAGAUCAUCUUCCGGCCCUUCAACAUGAAGCGCAUGGAGCCGGUCAGCAUCCUGUUCGCCGACAUCGUGGGCUUCACCAAGAUGAGCGCCAACAAGUCGGCGCACGCCCUGGUGGGGCUCCUCAACGACCUCUUCGGCCGCUUCGACCAGCUGUGCGAGCUGACGCGCUGCGAGAAGAUCAGCACGCUGGGCGACUGCUACUACUGCGUGGCGGGCUGCCCCGAGCCCCGCCCGGACCACGCCUACUGCUGCGUGGAGAUGGGCCUGGGCAUGAUCCAGGCCAUCGAGCAGUUCUGCCAGGAGAAGCGGGAGAUGGUGGACAUGCGCGUGGGCGUGCACACGGGCACCGUGCUCUGCGGCAUCCUGGGAAUGAAGCGCUUCAAGUUCGACGUCUGGUCCAACGACGUCAACCUGGCCAACCUGAUGGAGCAGCUGGGCGUGGCCGGGAAGGUGCACCUGUCUCAGGCCACUGCCGCAUUCCUCGAUGACCGUUACCAGCGGGAGGACGGGCAGGUGACGGAGAGGGUGGGGCGGAGCGUGGUGGCCGAGCAGCUGAAAGGCAUGAAGACGUACCUGAUCUCUGGCCGGAAGCUGGAUAAGUCGCAGUGCAGCUGCUCUCAGCUUGGCCUGGCUGGGCAUGGCCAGGGUGAUGCGCUAAGCCCCGCCUCCCACUCACACACUCCUGAUGUCACUGGCCGGGACUCUGUCCCACAAGCCCACACCGGCCACACCCCCCCAGCUGCAGAAGAGGCCCGUUACACUCUUGCUGACCAAGCCAAGUCUUCGUGUCCCUCGUGUAGUGUGCUGGUGCAGGUGGAGGGUCAGACCCUGGAGGAGGGGGCGGUGCAGAACGGCUGUCAGGACGAGCACAAGACCAACAGCAGCAAGGUCCGGAGCCACGCCCCCAAAGCGCUGAACGGGCUGCUGAGCCUCCCGGAGGAGCCCGUGAGCAGCAGCCAGACCUCGCUGUGCGAGAUGCUGCAGGAGACCCAGAAGAAGUGGGCGGGGCCCGGCGCCAUGGAUCACUCCGCCCUCAUCCCGCUGCGCUCCAAGAGCUUCCGCGAGAGGAGCAACGCCCACUUUGUGGAGGUCAUCAAGGAGGACAGUCUGAUGAAGGAUUACUUCUUCAGGCCUCCCAUCAACAAGCUAAGCCUCAACUUCCUGGAGCGGUCUCUGGAGUCUGCAUACAGGACCAGCUACCAGGAAGAGAUGUACUCUCGCGCUCCGGUGCAGACCUUUGCCACUCCGCGGUUCAGCUCCUUCCUGGACAUGCUGCUGUCGUGCGCCGUCUUCCUGGCGCUCACGCUGGCCUGCUUCCUGCGUCCCUGGAUGAGCGGGGACACGCCCCCCACGCCUGCCCUCGCCUUCGCCAUCGGCGCCGCCCUGCUGGAGGGCGUCGCACUCGUCUUGUCCAUACGUAUGGCGUUUUACCUGGACAGUGUGCUGAACUGUACUCAGAGGCUGCUCAGGGCCAUCUCUGGCUGGGUCCCCCGUCAUGUGAUCGGGGCCGUGCUGGUGUCCCUGCCUGCAGUGUCCGUAUUCACACACUUCCCCUGUGACUCUCACCUGUCCGUACAGUUCACCAUGUUUAUCUGCUGUGCCGUCAUCAUCGCCAUCAUCCAGUACUCCAACUUCUGCCAGCUCAGCUCCUGGAUGCGCUCUGUCCUGGCCACUGUGGCGGGAGUCGCCCUGCUCGUCCUGCUCUACAGCCCCCUCUGCAGGCCCAGUUACCAGGAUUUAAGGUCCAGUGAUUUCACCGGGAACAUCAGUGACCCGGGGUCAACCCCAGAACCGGACGCGGGCUCGGAGGCGGGGCUACAGGCUCAGCUGCGCCCCGAGGCCAUCCUGGCGUUCUUCCUGGUGCUCCUCCUCCUGUGGUUCCUGAACCGCGAGCUGGAGGUCAGCUACCGGCUGCAUUACCACGGCAACGUGGAGGCGGACAAGCACCGCAUCAAGAUCCAGAACAUGCGGGACCAGGCCAACUGGCUGCUGGGAAACCUCAUCCCCAUGCACGUGGCCGAGCAGCUGAAGGUGACGCAGAGCUACUCCAAGAACCACGACGACGCCGGCGUCAUCUUCGCCAGCAUCGUCAACUUCAGCGAGUUCUACGAGGAGAGCUACGAGGGCGGCAAGGAGUGCUACCGUGUGCUCAACGAGCUCAUCGGCGACUUCGACGAGCUCCUGCGCCGGCCCGCCUUCCAGAACAUCGAGAAGAUCAAGACCAUCGGCGCCACCUACAUGGCGGCGUCCGGGCUGAACGCCCAGCAGUGCGCGGGGGACCCCGCCCGGCCGCACGGGCACCUGCGCGCCCUCUUCGACUUCGCCCUGGAGAUGAUGCGCGUGAUGGACGACUUCAACAAGAACAUGCUGGGCUUCCAGUUCAAGCUGCGCAUCGGCUUCAACCACGGCCCGCUGACGGCCGGCGUCAUCGGCACCACCAAGCUGCUGUACGACAUCUGGGGCGACACGGUGAACAUUGCCAGCCGCAUGGACAGCACCGGCGUGGAGUGCCGCGUGCAGGUGAGCGAGGAGAGCCACCGCGCGCUCAGCGAGAUGGGCUACCGCUUCGACUACCGCGGAACCGUCAACGUCAAGGGCAAGGGCCAGAUGAGGACCUUCCUCUACCCCAAGAGCGCCGACAGCGGGCCGGCGCCCUGCCUCCGCCUGCCCGCCGCCCCCACCGAGGAGGCCAGCGACAAGGUGCGGGCUGGCUCCUCCCCUGGGACCGUCCCCAGCCGCAGCCCCACCCCCACCCCCAUCCCCACCCCUGCCCCGGUCUCUGGGGAUCGAGGUGCCACACCCAAUACGGCAGAGGACCCGGAACCUGUCUCUGUCCCUUCCUUGCCUAAUAAUGUGACCCCACUCUCUAAUUUAGCCCUGCCCCAUAAUCCCGCCCCCUCCUCCAGUGCAAAACAGACCACCUCCACUGCAAGUGUCUCCCCCCUCCUGGCUGACCUUGCCCAGCCAGAGCCUCCCGGGUCUGCACCUAGGGAGGAGGAGGCGGAGGAGGAGGAGGAGGGGGAGGAGGAGGCGGAGGAGGAGGGGGAAGAGGAGGCUAAUGAGCUCACAAGACUUCGAGGGGCGGAGCGUCUAUGACACGACCCUCAGCCCAGCUCCUGUCUCACCCUCACACUCCAGCAGGGAUGGGGGUGUGUGUAGAUCUCUCAGGCUGGGGUACCUCAGGAACCCCCAUCCCACCUCCAAACGACGCCCCUUUAACAAAGCGUGCCCCAGGAUGCUGUCGGAACCACCCAGCCAACUAGUUUUGUGGGUGGAGCUUAGCUAUUGUCAUAGCCCAAUUUCUCCCCCUAGGGGAGGAGCUACAAAGACGGUGUUUGUAUCAGAAUGGGCGCUCAUUGGUGGUGAUACAGAAGGGGGUGGGGCAUAGGAGCACAUGUUCCAUUCUGUUUUUCUUUGUGUUUCCUGUUUUUUUUAAUGAAGUGCCUUCAGGAUAAACAAAGAGAACAAGAAGAAUCAUCAUCCGUUCACACACGGAGGUUGAGGGGGAAAAAAGCAACUGUAACUUAACGAAAUGAAAAAGGCUGAAACAAAAAGGAUAGCAUGGCUUUUUACAGUGUAGGCUAUAGCCAUGGAAAAUGCUGUGGUUCAUAUCAUAAGGGUUUUUUUUUCUUUUGGCGGCUGCAGUUCUUAUAAGCAUUACUCCUUUGUUGUAAAUCAUUGUCAGUUUUUGGAUUAGAGCAGCCAUGCCCACUAUACUCUGGUCUGGGAAGUGCCUGUCGUGAAUCGUGGAUAACAUGAGGGAAUUGUGGGUGGAAUGAGGGAAUUGUGAGUCGAUGAGGGAAUUUCAUAUGGGCUUGAGGGGUGGUUGCCAUACGUGGGUGUGACAGGAUCUUGGUAAAGGGAGGAGCUUUAGUUCACAUUGUGUGUGUGUGUGUGUGUGUCUAAAGUGUGUUUGAGGGUGGUGCACUGAGGACUGAUCAAGGGGGUGGAAAGAAAGCACAUAUUACGCACAAUUUUUCUCCAAAAUCUUUAAACGGAAUGAUGGUUCUCCGGCUAGUCUUCAAUGCAAUGACACAUCUGAUGCGUGAAUGAAUAAGAAUCACAGAGGGAAGAGGGCUGGUGCUGUCUCUGCACUUGCGUGUCCGGUUGCGUAAAUAUUUGUGUGUGCGCGCGUGUGCGUGCGUGUGUUUUGUGUGUUGGCAUGCCUUUGUGUGUGUACGGUGUAUGCUAAAACCAGCAGGGGGACACUCCAGCACCUCAGAGCUAUGAACUGUGCAGGGGGAAAGUGGCAUACAUAGAGGAUAAGUGACAGACUGUAUGAUUUUUCUUUGUUAUGGUUGUGGUUGUGGUUGCGGUGGUCAUUAUUAAGUGCAGUGAAGAUCUCUGGCAGGUGGACAUGCCUGGCCCUGAAGCCUCGGCCUCAGAGCAGAGAGCUGAGAUGUCCGCCUCGUCUCGGCCUGACUCUGGUCUCGCUUGGGUCUUCUCUGGGGCUCCUGGACGUCUCACCCUGGCCUCGCCCUGAUCUUAGCCUGAUAUCUCCCAGGUAUUCCGCAGGACUUGGAUCUAACCGAUAUGCUUACAAGUCCUUUAAAUCUCAUAAGGGGCCCCAGUGUAGGAAAGGCCAUAGACUGUAGCAGCCUACCGGUGCUGCUGUAGCUGGAGGUUUGGGGGGAGCAGUCUGCUUUGGUUCUUUACAUUUCCAUUGUGGGGCUCUGGUACGGAUGAUAAAUCCCAAAAUGUAUAUUUUCCAUGAUGACCUUUACUUCCACCUAAGACACAGCUCAAAGCACCUAUCAAAUACCAGCACGCUUUGGGGAUUCUGGAGAACCAGUCUGCAAAAAGGGAUUUUGGGUUUCUUUCGCGAAAAUCUACCUGCCAGCAGUCCAGCUGUGUUGACCUGUUGAGUGAAACUUGGGAUUCCAGUAAUGAAGAACCAUCUGGCAGAACCAGAGGCUUCAAUUUGGUCCUGUAUUCAUAAAGUGUGUUGAUGUAGGCCAGCUGAUCUAGGAUCAGUUUUGUUUUUUUAGGAUCCAAGUCUGACCCAAUCAUAGCCUCUGGUUUGCAUUUUAGUGAGGUGUUGAUGUGUACUUACAUGUGCCACUUUGAUUGAGUUGACAUCUGGGUGCAGUGCUACCCGUUUUCGUAGUCAUUUUGUGUGAUAGUUUUUAUAAUAGAUUAUAUGUAUGAUAAAUGUAUUUUUUCAGCGUGUGUUUGGUGAGGAUGAAUAUUGUGACUGUAUGGUUGAGGAGCUGUUGUGUUGAUGUGUGUGACUCCUGAAUACACUCCCAUUAGGGAGUGUGACGUGUGCUAUGAGGCCCGCUGUGUCCUGAUGUUUGAGUCAUGUGACCACGCGAGGGAGGCAUGUCCAGCGCAUCGUCACAUCCUCCACCCCCCCACCCACCCCCCACCCCCACACAAAUUUUGUUCUGAUCGCUGAAGCGGAAUUUGUUUGGAAAGUCCUUUUCACCAUUGUGUCUUAUUUAUUUGGACUCAACAUUGAUUAGUUUGACUAUAUUAAUUAGUCAUAAAAACAGUGAUAAACUUGUUCCAAUUGCUGAAAUAUUCUCCUGUGGAGUUUGAACCCAAAGAAAACUUAAAGAAGCAAGAUGGGGCUGCAGGGGUCUGCAGACUCAAUUACCCAGAAUUCACUACCGGAUCUGCUGUGCUUAAUCAGAAGCCUCACACAGAUGGCAGUCCCUGUUCUUAUUGGCUCAGUUCGAAUAGCUCCACCUCCUUUUGUGGGGCUGUCCAGUAAGUGGCAUUUAGAACCCAGUUUAUCUGCUGGCCUGCCAAACACUUCAGUCAAACUGUGGCACUUUGAAUUUGAGACAAGCUAUCAGAUUAGCCUCAGUAUUACCAGUCUGUAUUUACAGUAUUGCUAAUAAAGAGUAAUUCCUUUUAUUCCUUUGUGUAUCAUCACCCAUGUCCACUCCAAAUAGCUAUUAGUGCCUUUUGCCGGUUCAUUAUUAUUAUUAUUAUUAUUAUUAUUGAUUUAAAUUCUUGAUUCUGAUUUAUGUCAACCUGGUCUAAAUUGGUUGCUGUUGUGAGCACUCCCAGCUUUUACAUUAGUACACAUGUAUAGUAUUUAUCAGACUACCUUUCUCUUCACUCCUGUCAUGUUAACAGAUGUUUCAGCACUGUGAUUUGGAUCUGUGGUGCAGACAGAUAAAGGAAUGUUUUCUUGCUUACGUGGUGGUGUGUAUUUGUAUUGACAUUGGCAGGCAUGACCAGGGUGAUGCGUAAACUCACGCGGGCCUGAUUGGUUGAAAGGAAACCUACGCAUACAGAAUGUCUGUUUUUGAGUUGUAUAAGAAGUCAUUUGUAAGGGGGGAGAUAUUGUGGUUUAUUUUUUCUUUUUUAAGUUGCAAUAAUCACAGCUUGUGCCAUUAAUGGGGGGGGGGGGGGGCGUUGGCAUGGUUGGCAAGGCACACUGUGUGGACACGCAUCUCAUUGGACACUUCAACUUCGCUGCUAAAGGGAAUUUCCUGAUGCCAUUUCUUUAAGACCUUGUGCAAUCACUUUAAUUUCUUGCAUUUCAGAAAUGAUUGUUAAGCCACACGCUCUAAAGGGGAAAUAAGGGGAAAUUACCUUUUGAUGCAAAGUGCAUCAUUUCUAAACACCAGAGUCGGGCCUCGCUUCAAGGUCACUUCCGAUUGGGAGCUCACUAAACAGUCGCGCAGCUGAUUGGUUAAAACGGUCCACCUGAAUUGCGCAAGAAACAUGACCUUCAGAAGGCCGGUGCCAGCUCCUCCUGUGGCUGGCUGUGUAAGAUCUUAAUGUAAAAAAUGAGGAUUUUGAUUUCACAAGGGUGUUUGCUGUCCUCCUCCUCAUAAAGGGAUUGUGGUUGCCGGAUGGAGUCCCUCCCAUGUCCUGUAAAUAAUAUGAGACGUGCGCUAACAUGACAGAGCGGCUCCAGUCAGGCAGACUUGUAUGAGCUCCAUCGAGUGGACCCGCUUGGUUCCUGUGCCUUAGCCCUCACCAGACCUCAGCCUGUAUCCCAUUAGCUCUUGCAGACCUGGUGCUAGAGAAGAACAGGGGCCUUGUGGGAUGGUCUUUAAAGGACAGCUUGAUAUGAUCUUGAAGAUAAUUAAUUUUGGUCAUGUAGAACACACGUCUUUCCUGGGCUCUAAUUGGACGGCAUGUGGCUGGUUCCUUGUCAGUUUUAUCGAAUGGCAUGCCUGCUCUUUGUAUGGUGCUGCUUGGCAGUGCCCAUCAGGGAGUUUGAGCUUGAGGGUCCUGUCCUUUGGCAGUUCAAGGUGCCCGAGUUGUUCUCCAUGAGGACUCUGUGAAUGUAGUAACGGUGACGGUAUUUAGCGCUGAACGGGGAGCAUGUUCAGUUUGAGUUCAGGGUCUUCUGUCUAUGGCUGAAAAGGUACACCACCCUUUAGUUUUCAAAAACGCAACUUUGUAUUUCUGUGAUAGAGCAGGGUGAUGUCUGGAGAGUUGGAGAGCCUUAGUGCUCGGCGGAUAGUCAGAUACCCCCAGCCCUGGUAGAGCAAGCCCUGGAGAGCCUCAGUACUCUGUUUGCCUUAUCGCUGGCCAUUCCUUUGUGCCGAACACAUUAAUCACAACUUGUCAGUCAGAGUGGAAACUGAGAAUGGAGGGGGGAGGGUGGGGCAGGUUGUGUGUUGUGUGUUCAUGUAGAGUAAACCACGUUUAACAUCUGUAUGUAACAUGCUUUUGAUGUGUGGUCAGACAGACCACAUCACAUGCAAAAAACUGAAUCUGGUGAAAUGUCAAGCUUGUGUACACAUACGCAUAUACAUGCAUUAACACAUGAGUUUACCUGAUAAUCUUUUUAAAUGCUACUGGCCAAUUCUGUCACCAAAACCCCUGCUAUACACUUGUGUGCAUUGUCUUGGGAGGCCUAUUAAGCAGUGAGAAUUAAGGGAGGGUGAUUCUCCAAUGGCCUGCCAGCUUCUUGGACUCUGCCCCCAGUGCAGUGCAGAGAAGAGGUUCUGUCCAAUAAGAUUUCUGAUUUGAGUGUGGUGAGAGCAGGUGGUUGUGGAACCCUGCUUUGGCCAGCGUUCUGAGACUUGUGAAAAAUAUGCCAAAGAAUUUGAGGAUUUUAGCUGUGUUAUCUUUUUUGAUUUUUAUUACUCUUUUUCAAUCAUUAAAUGCCAUUUUUUUUCUUAUUGUUGUGCACAAUGACAAUCAUGUAUCAUUUAUCUGCACGCAAACAUUAUCUGUAUACAUUUGCACAAGGCACUCACUAUAUGUACAUAUGCAUAUAUAUUAUAUAUCAUAUAUAUGAGUUUUGUUGUUUUUUUGUUUGUUUUGUUUUGUUUAUUUAUAAAUGUGCAUGUGCCAGCAUUGACUAAGAAAGAGAACCAGCAGGGGAAGGGGUUGGAUGGGGUAGAUUUUUUGGAGAUGUUCUUGGUACAGUCAGCACUAUUUGGUUGACUUUAGAACUUCUGUGGACAAAACCUGUUGUCUAAAAAUCACUCCAUUAUGUUUGUUACAUCGCAACUUGCUACCCCCCCCCCCCCCCCCCUUUUUAUUUGUUAUCUUGUAGAUUAAGGACGAUAUUGAAAAGCACAGUGUUGUCUUUUUUGUGAGUGGUUUCCACAACAUUUGACUUUUAUGAAAUCAAUUGCUCACUGAUUGUAUUUUGAAGCACACAAGGAAAUGCCUGUGUGGAAAUGCCUUAGUUUCCCAUCUGAAUAAAGGAAGAGAGAAGGCC
Messenger RNA from Anguilla anguilla (European eel), 11979 nucleotides. Its product is annotated as adenylate cyclase type 9-like. Gene Ontology annotation, molecular function: adenylate cyclase activity. Gene Ontology annotation, biological process: adenylate cyclase-activating G protein-coupled receptor signaling pathway; intracellular signal transduction; cyclic nucleotide biosynthetic process. Bases 2085 to 6431 code for a protein of 1448 amino acids. The record is from RefSeq and is a predicted model, not a curated record. The transcript has 10 exons. Lineage: Eukaryota; Metazoa; Chordata; Actinopteri; Anguilliformes; Anguillidae.